Molecule: messenger RNA, 1063 nt
Organism: Saccostrea echinata
Lineage: Eukaryota; Metazoa; Mollusca; Bivalvia; Ostreida; Ostreidae
Exons: 3
Coding region: 348-923 (191 amino acids)
Cellular component (GO): plasma membrane
Source: RefSeq, a predicted model, not a curated record
CUAUGUUGCAUGAUAUCAACGCAUAGCUGGGGGGCUUAGAUGUCCCGCGAUAUUCAAUUUCAAAAUCUCUAUACAAAUUAGGCCUAUCUAUUUCGUCUCGCGUCAGUGGUUCGUCGGACACGUUUCAAAUUUUGUUACAAAAAGGCAAGACUGAUCACCUGUGUCCGGUGAACAUUAAGUGACAAUGAGAUCGAUACUGACCGGAACUAUUCACAAUAUUUAGUAUAGAAGCUUGCUACUGCCAUUAGUAAUGUUUUCGUCAGGUGUAUAUAUUUACAACCAAUGACUCAGGGCAGAAAGGUGUGUCGACACAUGGUCGUUUGUUGUGCACAGUGAAUGAAACAAAAAUGGCGAUAGACCGAAAAAUUUCUAUCUUUGGUUUAGCAGCAAUCGGAGUGUUAAUUUUAGGCGGAAUUCUCCAUAUAGUAGCCUUAGCCUCGCCAUAUUGGCAUUUGACGUCGUCUAGACUUUACGAUGGAAAGGAAUUACGUAUAGGAAAUGCCGGAUUAUGGAUAGAAUGUAUAUCUUGGACAGGAGCCACAAAAUGUGUGUCACCUAGCGUAUCCGAUGCAGCCUGGAUGGGUGGAGCGCGGGCAAUGGCCAUUUUGGGAAUGCUGACGGGAAGUGCAUCCUUGAUUAUUCUAGGGCUGUACACAUUUCUGAGAUUAGAAACCUGGAGCAGAAUUCUGAAGCUGUCAGCCAUUGGAGCCAGCAUUGGUGCAGGGGUCCUGAUCCUGAUAGGAGCUGUGAUUUACGGAGCCAGUGUUGCAGAUGAAAAAUACCCGCCAUCUGGAUUUGAUACAAGUAAUAGCAGAAAAAUGCUCUACUCCAUGUCAUGGGCGUUUGGACUGUCAAUAACGGGUGCCAUUUUAUGCUUCGUCAGUGCAAUACUCACAGGAUUUGCCAAGAAACCAAAACUCUGAGACUAUUUUAAAUUUAGUUUUGAUCUGAAAUACUGUUAUAUAUUAUUGUUUAAUUGUUUGAUAUUUGGAUUAUCGGCCUUUUUUACUGUAUAUUUAUAUGUUAUAUAUUUUGUAUCUUUCUGAUUAAAACAAAAAAUAUU